CAUUUGCUGCGACGUUUCGCGUUUACAUGGAAGCGGAGAGAAAUGCAAAUUCCAGUGUCGCCUGGCCACGAAGGCGCGGUUCUCUACCGACGAUCGUCGGACUCGAUCUGCCAAACGAGCCGCGCACCUCCAACGUUCUCCGCCUCGAGUCCAUCCUGCCGGCCACCGUGCGCGAAAUAAUUCAACUUUCAAAACCUCGACCUCGCUCUCCUCUCUCCUCGGCACCAAACCGUUCGGAUCGGCUCUCGCAGAGACCCCGAGAGGGAUCGUGACGACGCAUGCAAGCGGCAGGUUGAACAACUCUGAGACGAAUUUCAGACGUGACCAGUCGGUCAGUCAGUCGAUCAGAGACUUUCCACGUCUUCGGGCCACGUAUCUUCUUGGUCUGGCUACUCCCCUUCGGCCGCCAGGUACAAAUCGCGAUGGUCAGGCGGUUGAGACGUACAGAUUGGAGCGUCAAUUGCGUUGAACUGAAUUCCGCUCAACAGACUCAGUUGUCCUCGUUGUGAGAGUUUCGCCUUCCUUGGAGAGCUGGAGGGUGAGGGAAGGAAGAAGUAUAUGAGGACGCCGUAUGCAGAGCAUCUUACUGGCAGCAAAUCAUUCGAGUUGUGUCAAUUCAGCAGCCUAAACCUGUCUCUUUUAUUCAUGAGAGUAACCUGCAACGAUCAGGUCACGUCUUCUUUGCAAAUAUGGUUGUUCAGAGAAAUCCUGCUUUCAGAAUGGGGGAGAUGCGAAGGAUUAGCAGAGUGCGGUUUGUGUACGCUUUGCUGCUGACUUAUCUCAUAAUUGGAACAACUGUCACAGAGGCCUUGUUGCCAGCUUGCGUUGGUAAUCGGAGAGGAAUUUUGAGCCCGUGUAAAAGCGCCCUCAAUAAGCCUCAUCAAGUCGUGCAUAACUCUACAUGCUGCAGGGCUGUCGAGUCUUUCCUCUUUCCGGGUUGUCUGUGCCUUGCAUUAAGCUCCAAAAUGCCCCGUUCGCAGAGGAAUCCCUUUCCUAUCACGACGAAUGCUACGAGCACCGUUCAUUUCCUGUGGGAAAAGUGCGUUCUGCCUCUUCCUGAAUAUUUUGAGUGCAUUUCCUGAGGUCUGAAGACUUGUUUUUACUAGACCUGCGUUCUGAAGCACUUACAGGAUCUCUACACCUAGUGAGCAAUUUCGACGAAGAAAGGGAAGUGUUAAUUUUACCAGACUCGAUAUUUCCAAUUACGAAGCUGUCAGAGUUUUGUAACAGAGAGAAGCUUACUAUGCGACGGCAGCAUGAAGCUUUUCAUCAACCUCGGAAGACGACUUUGGAGUAUUUUAUCUAAUAGAACAGACCCCAUUUCAUUACGGGUCUGUCGAAACUGCAGCCAGUUCGAGGAAGUAACUUGGGAUUUCUACGACGAGCAUGUACAUAGCCGUGAUGCCGGUGACUAUGGAGGAGAUCCCAGACACGCCCUCAGUCCUGCAGUGAGCCUCAGGCUCUGAGCACAACCUGAAUGAGCCAUCUGUUAUUACUUCCACUACAAGCGAAAACUUAUCACCUUCCAAGUUGCUUUCGGGAUCCGAUGAAACCCAAGUUCUUAUUUAGAAUUCGUGAUCCGUAUUUCUGUGAUCACUCUAAGCCAUUUGGUAAAACUUCAGUGGCUUCAAUGUUAAGUCAUUACUCCGUAUCUUCGACAGAGACGAUGAUGUUGUAGUGAGAUGACGAUUGUUCAAACCUACACCGAGCUAUCAAGGUCACGUGCUCUUGUAAAUUCGGCAGGGUUUGGUUUGGUUUGGCGUAAGCUGAUGGCAAUGCAUAGAGAAAGCAGUCCAAUCAGCCAAUAAAAUUCACAGAUCAGUCGUUACGAUUUUUGGAAUGCAGUGUUACCGACUUUGCUGUAGAGUAGUCAAUUGUGGUUUUCUACAUGUCGUGGUUGGGCACUAAAUUGAAUCUAAAAAUUGCAUACUUGUAUUGUGGAAAUCACGCUGUAGUGUCCUCCCUGUAUGUACCAUCUUUUUAUUCCACCUCUUCCCUUCCCAUGAACCAGCCAAGGUUCACAUAGAAACUAUUCGGAUUGAAUGUCAGCAUUACGUUUAUUUCUUCCACUUGCUCUUGGUCCCGAACAAGAUGUAUCUUGAUUGGGAACAAGAUAUGCUCUGCGCAAUUGGAUACUCUCCAAAAUUUCGUUUGUGGGUAUGUUACUGCUAUAUCUCUUCGUUAUUCUAAGCAGCAGCUAUGUGUUUCCGCCA
Marchantia polymorpha subsp. ruderalis is the source of this 2213-nucleotide messenger RNA. The record is from the annotation of a GenBank genome assembly. Lineage: Eukaryota; Viridiplantae; Streptophyta; Marchantiopsida; Marchantiales; Marchantiaceae.